Molecule: messenger RNA, 3373 nt
Organism: Helianthus annuus (common sunflower)
Lineage: Eukaryota; Viridiplantae; Streptophyta; Magnoliopsida; Asterales; Asteraceae
Product: potassium transporter 11
Exons: 8
Coding region: 1385-3124 (579 amino acids)
Biological process (GO): potassium ion transmembrane transport
Cellular component (GO): membrane
Molecular function (GO): potassium ion transmembrane transporter activity
Source: RefSeq, a predicted model, not a curated record
CAUUGAAAGCGAUUUGCGACCACUUCUUCUCUCUUCUCUCUCUCUCUAGAAUAACAACAACAGCAAACCCAUUAUUGCUUCUCUUGAAUAACAGCAAAACAAAAUUGUCCACCCCAACUUCACUCACAAACAAGUUUCUUGAAAACCCUUUAUAAUGAUAUAAUCCCUCUAUAUAUUCCUUCUCUUUUGUGGAUGACAUCCAUUGGGUCUAAAACAAAAAACCCAUUAAAAAAAAUUGUUCCUUUCGAAUUAAAGAGUUAGAAGAUAAGUGAAAAGCUGGUUAUUUUUGGUCAUUUUGGGGGAAUUUGUGCAAUUCUGAUGUUGUGAGGUGGUGGGCCCAGUUGGGAUAGUGUCAAGAUUUGAUCUUUUUUGGUGGGUUUUAUUCUUUUUGAUAGAUUGAGAAUCAUUGAAUCAACAUCAGGUGGAUUAGGGGUUUAUGUAGAUGGUUAUUAUAGUUCUUGAUUGAUGCUGUUUUAUAUAUUGAUUGAAUCUAGAGUAGACAAAGAGGUUUUGGAAAGGGUAUCUGAGUAUGGUGAGUGAUAUGGAUAUGGAAAUGGAUAUGAGUGGAGAAGAUGAGUCAAAAGGAGGCAUGUGGGCUUUGGAGCAGAAGAUUGACCAGCCUAUGGAUGAAGAAGCUGGUAGGCUCAAAAAUAUGUAUAGAGAAAAGAAAUUCUCUGCGCUUUUGCUUCUUCAACUUUCAUUUCAAAGUCUUGGAGUUGUCUACGGAGAUUUGGGAACGUCUCCAUUGUAUGUAUUUUACAAUACUUUUCCCGAUAAAAUCACCGAUACAGAAGACAUUGUCGGUGCACUUUCCUUGAUCAUUUACUCUCUUACCCUUGUACCGCUCAUCAAAUAUGUGUUCAUCGUAUGUCGCGCAAAUGACAAUGGUCAAGGUGGAACUUUUGCUCUUUACUCAUUAUUGUGUCGGCAUGCAAAAGUUAAUACAAUUCCAAACCAACAUAAAACCGAUGAGGAGUUGACAACUUAUAGUCGAAGCACAAUUCACGAGAAAUCAUUUGCUGCAAAAACGAGGAGGUGGUUGGAAGGAGACGCGUUUAAAAAGAACGUACUUCUUUUACUUGUCCUAGUUGGCACUUGCAUGGCGGUCGGAGAUGGAAUUCUAACUCCUGCUAUUUCAGGGUGUUGGUGGGGCCCCUGGUCCCGUGAGUUUGCCGGUAACAGGUUCUCACUUCUCACGAUGACCCAAAUUAGGUUAAAAAAAGGGUGAUUAGUAAGUUUAUCUUACCCAUCAGUAAUGAAUUUUGUUGCACCUAAUAUGAAACUAGUUAUCCAAAUUUUGUAUACAUUAUGAUAUAUCUGACCGAAUUGGCCAUUUAUACCAGUUUUAUCGGCUUCUGGUGGCAUCAAGAUAGACCACCCUGGGAUGAGUACCGAUGUUGUUGUAGUUGUUGCGGUUGUGAUACUAGUCGGUUUGUUUAGCCUACAGCAUUAUGGUGUUGAUAAAGUUGGAUGGCUCUUUGCUCCAAUUGUGUUACUUUGGUUUCUUUUAAUAGGAGGAAUCGGAAUAUUUAAUAUCUGGAAACACGACAGUGGGGUGCUACGCGCUUUUUCACCCGUUUAUAUAUUUCGAUACUUCAAACGAAGAGGAAAAAAAGGUUGGACGUCACUUGGUGGGAUCAUGCUCAGUAUAACAGGGACGGAGGCACUAUUUGCUGACCUGGCACAUUUUCCAGUGUCGGCAAUCCAGCUGGCAUUUACGGUUGUUGUAUUUCCGUGCCUUCUUCUAGCUUAUUCUGGACAAGCAGCGUACCUCAUGAACAAUAAGGAUCAUGCGUCAGAUGCGUUUUACCGCUCUAUCCCAGACGGUAUAUACUGGCCGAUGUUUAUUAUUGCUACACUAGCUGCUAUUGUUGCAAGUCAGGCAACUAUUUCCGCAACGUUUUCGAUAAUAAAGCAGGCAAAUGCGCUUGGUUGUUUUCCAAGAGUGAAGGUUAUUCAUACGUCAAGUAAAUUUCUUGGGCAGAUAUAUAUUCCAGAUAUUAAUUGGAUCCUUAUGAUUCUUUGCAUUGUUGUGACUGCUGGAUUCAAAAAUCAAAGUCAAAUCGGCAACGCAUAUGGGACAGCAGUCGUUAUAGUCAUGCUAGCAACAACUUUCCUCAUGAUACUAAUCAUGUUAUUAGUCUGGCGAUGUCACUGGAUCCUCGUCUUCAUAUUCGCCGCCUUAUCCCUAAUCGUUGAACUCACUUACUUCUCCGCCGUUCUUUUUAAGGUUGAUCAAGGUGGGUGGGUCCCACUUGUCAUAGCCGCCGUCUUCCUUUUCAUCAUGUACGUUUGGCAUUACGGCACAGUCAAACGUUACGAGUUUGAAAUGCAUAGUAAAAUCUCAAUGGCAUGGAUUCUUGGUCUCGGUCCAAGUUUAGGGCUUGUUCGUGUCCCGGGAAUCGGGCUAGUUUACACCGAGCUCGCUAGUGGGGUCCCACAUAUCUUUUCACAUUUCAUCACUAAUCUACCCGCAAUUCAUUCAGUGGUGGUCUUCGUGUGCGUAAAAUACCUCCCGGUUUACACCGUCCCCGAAGACGAAAGAUUUCUCGUAAAACGAAUCGGGCCCAAGAACUUUCACAUGUUUAGAUGCGUUGCAAGGUACGGUUACAAGGAUCUUCAUAAAAAAGACGAGGACUUUGAAAAGAAACUAUUCGAUAAUCUGUUCAUGUUUGUGAGACUCGAGUCAAUGAUGGAAGGCGGGUCUGACUCGGAUGAUUAUAGCUUAUACGGUCAACAAACUCAGGGUUCUAAAGAUUUAUUGCUAUCCGAUACCAACAAUAAUACGUUUUCUUCGGUUGUUGACCUCACGAUUUCAUCGUGUGACUCUAUAGUGCCUGCUAAAUCACCGUUACAUGUUAGAACUUCCGGGACGUCAUCUGGGCAGGUAAGUAGUCAAAGAGAGGUUGAUGAAAUGGAGUUCUUGACAACGUGUAGAGAUGCGGGGGUGGUGCAUAUAAUGGGGAACACGGUAGUGAGAGCGCGACGGGAUUCGUCUCUCUAUAAGAAGUUGAGUAUCGAUUAUGUUUACGCGUUUUUGAGGAAGAUUUGCAGGGAGCAUAGUGUGAUCUUUAAUGUUCCUCAUGAGAGCCUUUUGAAUGUUGGGCAGGUGUUUUAUGUGUAAAUUAUAGUAUUGAUUGUUUAUUGAUGGUUAUAGUACUUUGUUCUUGUAGCAAGGUCGAACGCGAUAUAUUAUACGUAUAUUAAACGUGUGUCGGUAUGUCGGUAUGUUAAUAUAGCCUCUCUACCUGUAUAUUUACAUUGAUGAAUCGUUUACUUGGGUGUGUGAAACGUAUUGUAUAGAAUUCAUUAGGGAUUGUAGAAACGGAUGCAGGGAGAAUCUAAAUGGAAAAGAUCAAGAUUAUCUUUUAAA